Molecule: messenger RNA, 3022 nt
Organism: Amyelois transitella
Lineage: Eukaryota; Metazoa; Arthropoda; Insecta; Lepidoptera; Pyralidae
Product: RNA-binding protein 45-like
Exons: 1
Coding region: 413-1831 (472 amino acids)
Molecular function (GO): RNA binding
Source: RefSeq, a predicted model, not a curated record
CCUACCCCUCUUUCAUGUUUAUCGCAAUGAUUAAAACGCAUUUUCCGCGCGCUUUAUUUCGCGAAUGCGAUCUUUGAUGAACAAACUAACUAAAGUUAGAGUUCCCGUAACGUGCCUGUCCUACGACACGCGAUCAAGAUUGUGAAUUAAAUAUUAAAGAGUAUCGCAUUCACUUUCAAGAUAUAAAUCAAUCCAAGUCAAAAAUCGAUAUUUAAGUUUAAUCUUCAUUUUAUGUUGUUUUGGCAUUUUAUGGCACAAGUGAGAUAGUGUGUUGUGGUUGUUGGCUUAUACUUCUCAAUUUCAACAUUGUCUCUUAAUUAUUUGUGGGGUUUCAAGGUUAAAACUAAGAAAUUAGGCAUCAGAUUGAAAUUGAUAAUAUUGAUAGUAGCAUAUUGUAGAUAAAUAAUAAAUCAUGGAAUAUCAGCGCAAAAGCAGACACGACGAAACGUCCAUAGAUGUGCCUAUGUAUUCAAGAUUAUUUAUUGUUACUGAUAAGAGAGCGACAGAAACGCAAUUCAGAGAGGCAUUCAAUAAAUUUGGGCACAUUGAAGAUGUUCAUAUACCUCGAGAUCACAAUACUGGAGAAUCAAAAGGAUUGGUGUAUAUUAAGUUUUCAAAAGCAUCUGAAGCUGCAGCAGCUUUAGAAGAAAUGAAUUUCAAAAACCUUCCUAACUGUACCCGUCCACUGAAAGUAUUGGUUGCUGCUAACCGCUCUGAUAUUCAAACAAAGGAUAAUGAUGAGAAAUAUAAAAGAAUUUUUAUAAAUAUUCCAAAGGUGAUGACUGAAGCUCAGAUCAAAGAAGAAUUUUCCAAAUUUGGUUAUGUACAAUCUAUCCUUAUACAAAGAGACAGGGAGAGCGGACAACCGAGAGGUUUUGCAUAUGUGUCGUUUAAUUCCUUCUUGCAAGCAGCAAGAGCUAUUGAAGAGUGUGAUCCAAGCUAUCGGGCAAUUUUUGCAACACCAAAAGUGCAAAAACGCGAUAGACAAGAAAGUUCCUUUGAAUACAAAAUGAAUUCACUCGCAAAUACAUCUACAAAUUAUCAUUCAUCUGUAAUGUCAGCCAUGAAUGUACAAUCUGAUGGGUCUACUUGUAUAAAUUUUAUGUGUGCUCCCUUCCUGACAAAGUUUAAUCUUGAGAGGUUGUUUGAUAUUGUUCCUGGGAUGGUUGAUUUCCAGUACUUUGUAGAUUUGAUGGGUGAUUGUGGUAAAGGUACAGUCACUUACUCUAAUCCAAUGUCAGCUGCUCAUGCUGUUCAAAAAUUGAACAAAUUUGAGUAUCCGCCAGGUGUUAAAAUGUUUGUUCGUCGUGACAAUUCAAGGUUUGAAGCACAUGAGCAAACCUUCAGGAAUAUUCCUAAUGUGGUUAGAGACUUAAAAAAGGCAAUCACAUCUACUGCCAACUCCGCUGCCCCUGAUUUGGCUCAGCUUGCUGAAGCUAUUGCAGAAGCUUCUAAAUUGAUCAAAAUGGCUACCAAAGGUGCUUCUGACUUGAAUAUUCCUGAUGGUGACAAUCUCAAUUAUUGCAGUGUUAAGCUCCCUCCCCAAAAACCCUUGGCAGAUAUUGAUAGUCCACUAGCAAAAAGAUGUUUCUUGGUUUGCAAGCCGCAGCCACCUCCAUUGACAGUGUUGCGAGAUGUUUUCUGUCGUUUUGGAGAUCUAAUCAAUGUUUACACACUUCCAAAUAAAACUGUGGGAUAUGCUCGGUAUGCUUCAGCACAGGCUGCAGAUGAGGCUAUAAAGACAUUACAUGGAGCUGAAAUCUGUGGUAUUCGUAUGAAAGUUUUGGAAGCUGAGGAUGAAGCUCCUCCUAAGAGAAGUAGAUAUAAUUAGAAAAAAAUAUUUGGUCCAACAUUACCCCCUAGUUGAAACAUACUGACAACAUGGUGCAUAGAACUAUACAAAUUCUGAACAGAGUGUAGACAGGACUUAACAGACAAUACCAGAUGAAACAGUAAAAAUGUGUGAAGCAAAAGACUUACUUGUUAGACAAAGAUAUUAUUAAUCCCAGGACUAGACUACAUAUUAUAUUUCAGAACAUAACAAAGAAUAAAACUACUGAAGGGCCCUAAAACCAAGACCAACCCGAGAAAGAACACUACAGACACAGACUGAUUCUAACAGAUGGGAUUUUUAAUAUUGAGUAAAAUUACACCACAGAAUGGUUCAUCCUUAACAAUGACAGACAGACAAAAAUUUCUUUAGUCCCAAUAGUAAAUGUUAUAUGAACUGGACUUCGACGGACUACUGUAAACUACUAAAAUACGAAAGUAUGUUCUCUUAUUUAAUUUUAAUUGUAUAUAUUGCUUUAUUCAAAAGGACAUAUCUGUCACAAUAAAGAUGUUUCUUCACCCAUGACGUUGUUCUUGCUAGACUAGAUCCAACUAAACUUCUCCAAUAUGUACCUAAGUCUUUGAACAUAAAAUUAUAUUGUCAUUCUUUAAUGUCACCUGUCUUUAAAAACAAUCCUAAAGACAAGAAAAAUAGUGGUCCUCCUUCAAUACAAUGCAACCGACACUACAUGACGACCUGAGAUAAUAACAGACAAAAGUUUUCCUAAAUAAAACUAUCAGAGAUUAAGUAUAACAAGUAAGUUUUUCGAAAUCAAAUUUAUUGCACACACAGCCUUUUUUCUUAUUGAUAAAUUAAUUGACAAUAUUGUAAAAUGGAAACGUAUUGACUUUUAACAUAUGUUACUGCAUCAGGUGAUUCAAAAAUGUAUAAAAUAGAAAUAUUUAUCUUAAAAUGGAAAUAAGGCUUCACAAUAUUGGUGUAUUCACUUGGUGUAGGUACUUAUCACUUAAGAUUACUUAAUGAAAUCUUUAUAAAUAUUAAGACGAUUCUAUCAUUGCUUGUGAGAGCAAUGGCAUUAACUGUUCCUUAUAUAAGGAAUGGUUCACACCGUGCGUGAUCCUUAAUAUCUUUUCUGAACAUUUGAGCUGCUCCAAAGCUUUCUUCGCAUCCAUCUUGUAUAACAAUAUUUUUCCAUACUUCAUAUAUAAUAGUCCUAAAAGAGGAUGCCUA